This is a messenger RNA of Coregonus sp. 'balchen', 32523 nucleotides long. Lineage: Eukaryota; Metazoa; Chordata; Actinopteri; Salmoniformes; Salmonidae. The record is from the annotation of a GenBank genome assembly.
AUGUUGUGCUGGGGAGACAGUUCGAGUGGACAGUUUGGUCUAAACUUUGAGAAUGUGUCUGUUCCUAUAGCAGGGAAUAUAUUAUCUGAUAAAGUCACAGAAAUUGCUUGCGGGGAGCAACACACUUUAUUUCUCACGGUAGAUGGCAGGAUCCUAUCAUGCGGGCGCAACUCAAAGGGACAACUUGGCAGACAGAAGAACAGAGAUUCAAAACUACCAGGUAAAUCAUAAAUGAAUGCUAUCGGAAUAUGUAGGCAGAAUUUGCAGAAUAAGUGCAGAUUAUAAUAAAAAUCUUAUGUAGGCUAAUUUGAAAAAAGUGCUACUGGAAAAGUACGUUUGUUUGACUCUGAAUCCGUUUAUUCUUUUUCAUCACUACUACAAAUAUUUUAGGGGUAUUGUUCAUAAUGUCAGAUGAUAGAAUGUUUAGUUUCUGCUGAGUUUAACGACAACUUUCAGAAACUGACAUCCCUCAAUAAAACUACUGCACAAUAGGCGCUCAUGGUUUGGUUCCAGUUUCGUUUCUCUCAAAAUGUUGCAAUGUUUCUAGAAAUACAAACUGGGAUCGAACUUGACGUCAUCCUCAAGAUGACUCGGAUAAUGAUUGAUUAACUCCUUCAUGCAUUAAAUUACAUCGUAUCAAUGUUCUGGCAUUUAACCCUUUGCAAGACAAAAUAUGACUUCCAAAUGUAACGGUGUAAAAUCAAAUCAAAUCAAACGUUAUUCGUCACAUGCGCCGAAUACAACCUUACCGUGAAGUGCUUACUUACUUGUGUGUGCGUGUGUGUGUUCUACCCGUUUCAGCGCCAGUGGAGGGUCUGGCGGGAGUGGUCUCUGUGGCUUGUGGUCAGGACCACUGUGUAGCUGUGUGUGCAUCAGGACAGGUGUACUCCUGGGGGGCAGGGGGGGAGGGACAGCUGGGCAUCGCCCCUACUACUGUCUCCAAAGUCCCCAGACCAAGGCAAGGAAACCUCAACUUCAACUUCAAAUAGAUCUUGAAAGUUAAAUAUCCUCCAUGAUUUACAUUGUCAAGUAAUGAGAGCCCUCUUGGAUUCCACUGAUCACUAACAAAGACAAUAUGUACUAGAUAUCUCAUUUUUUUUCUUCUACAGACCAGUUCCAAUACCUUCGCCCUUGCCAAUAACAGUGAUACAGGUUGCUUGUGGAAAUUCCCAUUCUUUGGCCCUGACUAAAGGUAUAACGUACUGUGCCUUUUGACGUAGGCCUACUGAUGUUUGUCUCACACAGACUACAUUCCAUCUAAAUUAUGAUAACCACAUUGCAUCAGUUAGACUACACUUCAAACCUAAAAGGAUUAUUCAGCUGUCCCCAUAGGAGAACCCUUUGGAGAACCCUUUUUGGUUCAAGGUAGAACGCUUGUGGGUCCCAUGUAGAACCCUUUUCUCAGAGGGUUCUACAUGGAACCCAAAAUGGUUCUACCUGGAGCCACAAAGGGUUCUGCCUGGAACCAAAAAGGGUUAUCCUAUGGGGACAGCCGAAGAACCCUUUUGGAACCCUUUUUUCUAAGUGUACCUCAAAAGGACAGUGAGAUGAUAUUUACACAGUUGAUUAUGAAAGAAUCUAACUCCAGAGUUAUUGUUAUGUCAUUGUAAUGUAAUAUGUGAUUUCUUUGUCUUCUACAGGGGGACAGGUGUUCUCAUGGGGUCUGAACAGCCAUGGACAGCUGGGCCUGGGGAAGGGGGUGCCUCUGCAGCCCAUACCUGCCCUGGUGCGCUCCCUCACUGGGGUCCCAGUGACCCAGGUAGCAGCCGGAGGAACCCACACUCUGGCCCUCACCCUCCCAGGCCUGGUCUACUGCUGUGGGGCAAACGGGGCUGGGCAGCUGGGACUCAACCGUGUGGAUGAGAAAGGUACUACGGCACACUCUACUUCUCUUCGUACGCUACUUGUAUAAAAAGCUAAUCAGGCUUAUCCACCAGCAUUUUCUAAUUUGAACUUGGAUUCCUUUGUUAUAACCACUAAGUGAUUUUACAGAUGUCUUAUAAUGAGUGGGAACAUUGCACUGUAAGUAUGAUGCUUGUUCCCCCUGCCAGGCCGGUACAACAUCUGUGCAGUGCCUGCUCUCAGAGUCUUGGGGGUUUCCUUCAUCAGCUGUGGAGAGGCACAUUCUGCUGUUCUCACCAAGGUAUCAUACUAUUACUGUGGAGAGGGACACUGCUGUUCUCACCAAGGUAUCAUACUAUUACUGUGGAGAGGGACACUGCUGUUCUCACCAAGGUAUCAUACUAUUACUGUGGAGAGGGACACUGCUGUUCUCACCAAGGUAUCAUACUAUUACUGUGGAGAGGGACACUGUUGUUCUCACCAAGGUAUCAUACUAUUACUGUGGAGAGGGACACUGCUGUUCUCACCAAGGUAUCAUCCUAUUACUGUGGAGAGGGACACUGUUGUUCUCACCAAGGUAUCAUACUAUUACUGUGGAGAGGGACACUGCUGUUCUCACCAAGGUAUCAUACUAUUACUGUGGAGAGGGACACUGCUGUUCUCACCAAGGUAUCAUACUAUUACUGUGAAGAGGGACACUGCUGUUCUCACCAAGGUAUCAUACUAUUACUGUCUUUUUACUGAAGGCUCCAAGGGAGAUGUUGGUGUGAAAGGAGACAAAUCUGACGGCAGGUCAUUAAGUUGAGAAAAAGUACAGUGGGCCCACUGGGAGAUAGUUCUGCACACAAAGUCAGCAACCUCUCAAAGAUACAAUUAUCACAUAUUGGUAAAUAUAGCCAGUUAUACAAAAUGACCUUGAACAGAGGUUAAAAACAAGUCAUCAAGUGUCUGGCGGGUGUCUGGGAGAGAGGCUACACAUUUAACCAUACAAGUCAUCUGAGAGCAUGAAUACAAUCUCAUACUAAAUGUGAAGUUACAGUUUGGAAUAUCACAGGUUAUACAGAAUAUGUCCUGAUUAUGGCUUUUAAUACAGAUCGAGCCUCAGGGCUACCAGGGUAAAGGUCAGUCCAGUGUGUCGACCCUUCAAUACUAUUAUACUGUCUCUUUAAGAAGUGAUUAGGGCCCUGACCUGACCACACCAGGAACAACUCUGGGCUUGACUUGUCAACAACUGGUUCUGGUUCUUUGUGGUCUUUAGAAUGGACAGGUGUUCACCUUUGGAGAGGGAAGCCGAGGCCAGCUUGGGCACGACGCAUCAGCUAACGAACUCAUACCCAAACUGGUGGAGGGCCUGGAUGGACUGGUCUCACAGAUAGCAUGUGGCAGGUAAUGACCAACAGCAUAAUGUUACUCGUACGCAUAUAUACACAUAUAAUAAACAGAUAGGAAACCAAUAUUGAACAUUCUCAGUUUGACUGUGUUUUUGUCUUACUGUAACUCUGCCAGCCAUCACACCCUGGUGCUGGGGUCCUCAGGUCAACUCUGGGCCUUUGGCAGUGGGGUCAAAGGUCAGCUAGGGACUGGCAACACAGAGGGCAGCUUGAGACCCACCUCAGUGCUGCUGAAAAGGGCUUCUGGUGGGGCAGCGACAGUCAUACACAACGGUACCGGAUACAAUGUCUAUUCUAUUCUCUUCUAUCUUCUAUUUGAUUCUAUUCAAUUAUAUUAUGCAUCUACAUACUGACUAUGUAGUGUUUGAAUGACUGAAUAAGAACACAUAACGAGACUUGAUGUCCCUACAACCUCUUCUGUACAUUUUUCUUUUUUUUAUCAGACAUGAAGAUAUCAGUGGGAUGGAAUUCAAACUUCAUUUACACCGCUGAGGUAAUGUUUCUGACCUUUUAUACCUCAAUAAUAGGAAGACUGAAACAGUCUAAAUGUCUCAAGCAGCUAAUUCAUGUUUGAGAUAUUUGAAUGUAUUAUAUUGCUUUAUCUGCCUUUGUAGAGUUCUGAAAGAGAACAGCCAAUCGGGAGGUUAGAUGAAGCCAAGCUGAAAAAAUGGCUGACAAUGGAGCAAGGAAAUGCAGAGGCGCAAAGGUUCUUUGUUCGUUUUUUUUAUUUUCUAGCUAACUCAAAAUGAAAUAAACAAAUAUUUAUUGUUCAGUUGUAUUUUUUUAUAAUUAUUUUUAUACAAUUGUAUUUUAUAUUUUAGAAUAUAUACAAAACAUACACAUACACACAACUACAUCAUACAAACAUCACUACAUCACACCUGCCCAGACCCGCUAACCCCCACCCCUAUCUCCAGCACCCUUAUCACUUUCUGCCACAUGGCCUCAAACUGCACCAUUUUGUUUGUCUCCGUCGCCCAUGCUCUUUCAAUUUUCAUAUAAUAAAUCAUUUGACCUUUCCAUUGCAUGAACAACAGAGGAUUGGCUGAUUUCCAGUUGAGUAUACUUUAAAAAAAAAAGAUAAUUGAUGAGAAGAGUAUUGUCCAACCCAUCGGGUAUGUCACUGCACCCUGCAGUUGUAUUUCUUAUAGUAUAAUUGUACUGAAACAUCAAAUGUGUCCACAUUUGUUCCAACAGAGAAAUAUCCUUGAUGUUCUCAACAAGUUCAAGUCUUGUGGCCAGUUUCACCAAAGCCAGGUAAGCUAUUUUAAAAUGGAAGGUUUGGAUAGUUUAAAGUGAAAACUGUAUGUGUACCAGGGGUAGGGGUGUAAUUAUCACGACUCAGGAUAUGACCCAGAUGCAGACACAGGAGGUGGAUAGUACACUUCUCAAUGAUAAUUUAUUAGAACACGGAGCAGGCAAAGGACAGGUCGAGGACAGGCAGAGGUUCGUAAUCAGGUCAGAGUCAGGCAGGUACAGAACGGCAGGCAGGCUCGGGGUCAGGGCAGGCAGAGGUUCGUAAUCAGGUCAGUCAGGCAGGUACAGGACGGCAGGCAGGCUCGGGGUCAGGGCAGGCAGAAUGGUCAGAACCGGGGAAACUAGGAAAUAAACACUUGAGAAACAGGAAAACAGGAAAGCACGCUGGUAAGACCUGACAAGACGAACUGGCAACAGACAAACAGAGAACACAGGUAUAAAUGCACUGGGGAUAAUGGGGAAGAUGUGCGACACCUGGAGGGGGGUGGAGACAAUCACAAAGACAGGUGAAACAGAUCAGGGUGUGACAGUAAUGGUUCACCAAACCCACAGUUCGGGAUGUAUUGUGGUUUUGGGGUCACAGUUCGGUUUUCGGUUAAGGUACAGCGGAAAAAUGAAAUUCCAACAGUUACUGUAGUUAUUUUUUGUUUAUUUGGCAAAAUACGCUAAAUUAAAAAGCACCCUAUUUGUGGCCCAAGUCCAGUUUCAUUCACAAUGUUCCUGGCAUUGUCUGUUGUGACAGAGAUUGUUAUGUUGGGCCUCAAGUAGAGGUCUAAAAAGUUGGACCCGUUCUGAAAUGGACCUGGGGCUUUCCCACCUGUAGAAAUAUGCAUAAAUACAUUUUUCAAUAUAGAGACCUGUUCCAAACGGACCCGAGGACGACCAGUUCCAUAUAGACGUGGUCAGAUCUGAGUGAGGGAAGCAGCAGAAAAGUCCAUUUGUAAGCUAUUUUAUUAACCAGAGCUGAUACAGCGCGAGGGAGAGCAGGCGGAGUAAUUAUUUGCACUAUAGCUAUUUAUGGCAUUACUCCAUAACGGCUAAAUUUGAACACAAUGUUAUAUUAGAUGUUAUUUCUGUUUGUAUUUUUGAAUUUGUUUUGUUUUACCCCAUAUGUAACCUCUGUGUUGUUGUUAUCGCAAUGCUUUGCUUUAUCUGGCAAAGGUCGCAGUUGUAAAUGAUAACUUGUUCUCAACUGGUUACCUGGUAAAUAAAGGUGGAAAUAAAAAAAAUAAAAAAUAAAAAAGGCGGAGGAGGGGCCUUGCGGUGUGUGUACUGUGAGUGAGUGAAACGGGAGCAAAGAGGACGGUGGGAGAGGCAGCAACCAACCGAGCCAACUUGCGCUAGUAGACUAGCUUCUAGCUUGUCAUAGCUAGGUUAUUUAUCAUCCAAUAGAUCAGCGGUACCUAUGACUGCAUCAAACCGAGAGAAGCUAGUUAGCUAGCCAGCUAGCUAGGCUAAUUCAGUCUGCGAAAAAAUAUUGCAGUCAGAUUGCAGUAUAACUGCAGUACACUGCAGUAUAACUAUAAUUAGAAUGCAGUAUAACUGCAGUAUGCUGUAAAUACUGCGUCCAAAAUAACACAGUUUUUUUUUACUGCAUUAAUUUUGCUUUAUAAUAUUGCAGUUAUUCUGCAAUCACUGUGUUCAAAAUAACACAGUCAACUGCAGUUACUGCACUUUUACUGCAGUUUCAAAACUGCAAUCUUUUUUUGUAAGGGUAUACAAAGCCCUCACUGUCACUCAGAAACUUAUUCCAGUGUCUGCCUGCCUGCCAGCUGAAAAUCUUUGCCAGUGUGUGUCUGUGUGUGUGUGUUGUGUGUGUGUGUGUGUGUGUGUGUGUGUGUGUGUGUGUGUGUGUCUGUGUAGACUACCUGGCCCUCCCCCUCCCUCCGAAGUAUGCAUACUGACGUUACAGGCGUAAUUCCGAAAUUAGGGAGAGAGAUUAUUAAUUAGAAAACAAUGGAUUAAAUUUUUCAAUGCUAGUUAAGGAUACUAUAGUUAUCACGUUUCACAUUAGAUUUAUUAACUACAAAAAUAUGUGUUUUUAUUUUAAUUCUGGUGCCGCUCUGCACACACAAGCUUGUUAGCUGGCUAGCUUGUUAGCUAGCUCUGGUCUAGCUCUCAAACUCUAGGCGGCAUUAUAUGUAAGGUAAUGGAACUGAGAGUCAUGAUCAAGGGCUAGCUCUGGUCCAACGUUAGUUAAGCCAACUCUCUGAAGUUCAAAGACAUUCAAAGUUCCUUCAAUAGAAGCCAAUCCUCCAUAGGUAUAAUUAUGUGGGCCUAAUUCAGAUAAUGCAUGUCAUGUCAACAAGAUGCCCAGUGCUUCAUGCCCAGCACUCUCCUCACCCGCAAAAUGUCAGUCGCAUGUCGCACCCUACACUACACUUGUCUGUCCAAUGAAUGUACAUAGCUUGUCCGUUCCACAGCAAGCUGCUCUAUCCGUUGGUGAAGUAAUUUAAUGUAAAACAAAUGUAGGUUUCAGAGGUUUAAAAAGGAACAGAAAGGAAGAAUAUAAACUGUUACUUUUUUUGGGGUUCGAACCGGUUCAGAACUUUAUUUUGCUGGUCGGAACAGUGGAACGGAACAAAAAAAAGAAUGGUUCUGUUCAGAAAGAAAUGAUUGGACAAUUAUUUUGGUUCCAACCCCUGAUGUGUACAGUUAGGCCUAUGUUGUGUUCUUGCUAAUGCUAUGCCCUCUGUUUCUUAUGACCAGUGAGAUUCCACAAGCAGCCAGAGCUUUGACAGUGGACCUAGAGGCUGCUAGCCAGGUUUUCAAACAGCUACUGAACAUACCUUGGAUUAGGAAAUCGGUUAAGCUCAACUAACUCUUUAAACCCAUAUUUUAAAUGAAUAAAUAUUUAGAACAGAACUAAAUGUUACUUUCCUAAUUUCUCUGUUAAUUUUCUAUAUAGGUAAAUAUUGAGCCAUUGGUGGACAAUAUUUGCAGUUCAGCAGCUGUCAUCAAGUCACCAGAGGUCUUUAUGCUACUACCCACAAUCCCUCUUCUCCAUGAGGACCACAGCGUCAUGAAGAUGGUCUUGGCUUUAUCAAUAGUUAUCGUUGAGCAUCUGAACGACACGGCCAUAAAAACAUUAAGUAUAUAACCUCUGACCUUGUCAGUUUAUUAGCUAAUUUAGCAUCAGUAUCAUUUUACAGAAUUGUAUUAUAGUAGAAGCAUAUCUGACACUGUGACACAUAACCAUAUAUUAUAAGAUAAUAGUUUUUUUCGUCAGGCAAUAUGAUGGACAUAUUUUGUACUUUUGUACUCUUGUACCAUCUUAUAGAAGAGUGGUGGUCCUCAAUGGAGACAAACAUCAUGACUAAGCACAUUCUGAUGUGGAAGAAUGCCUUGUCAUUCAUGCUGAGGAACGGUCUUCUGGUUACCCACAACCCCGGAGUCAAAUUCCUGCUGGAAACCCUCAAGUACCUCCACAGAGUCAGUGUCUGUGUCAAUCAUUUUAUAAUGCUCCUGACCAUUUUCAUAAGUUGCUGUAUCUGUCAGUAUUGUUGAUCAUGCCCUAACAUACUAUUUGGAUGCUGACAUUACCUUAUAUCAAAGGCAAACAAAAGGGCCGGAAGAACCCAGAAAGUUCCAGCCAGUACCUUUUAUGUGGAAGAGAUCAACAAUAGUGUUAUUCCAUUGGCGGAUGUGAACCUUUGGCGUUUUUGGUCAACUAGGGAGGUAAUAAAAUAACCAAAUCUGUAAAUUACAAAAACGUUAGAAUGAUAUCAAUAUGGUGGAUGUCAAUCUGGUUUCACUUGUCCAGUUCUUUCAGUGCAGAUUGAAGGAAUGAGACAAAGAGAGGGAACCCAUUUAGACUAUUGAGAUGCACCUUCAGUUUUCUUUUGUGUCACUUCUAGGACACGCAGUCAACACCUGUCAUCUUUUGCCGUUACCCAUUUGUGUUGAAUCUGAUCUGCAAGAUGGCAAUUUUCAACAAUAACGCACAUUUUACAAAGGUAUACUGUAUUAUUCCACUGGCUUCUUUAUAUCCUUUUAUUGAACCCAUGUUUUCAAGUAUACAAUAGCCUACACAGUGGUUUCCAAAGACCAGUCUGUAUACCACUCUAAAUAGACCCUGGAGCUGACCCUGUAUAUAGCUUACUUACUUUCUCGUGUUCUUAUUUCUAUUUCUUGUGUGUUUUUGUUCUACUUUACUUUUUUAAAUGUUUUUUACUGAUAUUGAUUACUACAUUGUUGGGAAAGUGCAAGCAGGAACUGCACUUCACUGUACUUGUGCACGGGGCAUAAAACAAACUUGAAACUAGUGUAUAUUUAUAUAUUGCAGGAGGUUCACAAACUCGCCCACCUGCUGACAGUGAUGUGUCCUUCUGGAACGUCCCGAGACAACCCAAACUCAACCCCUGCUCCAGUCUUCCAGCUAAACCUAAGGCGCCUAUCACUCAUCGAAGACACCUUCAGACAACUGGGUGCUGCAGAUCACGAUUACUUCCAGAGAGAACUUGUGGUAAAAUUAUGACAACCAGAAUUAGGAAGGACAAAUGUUGAAAAAAGCUUUUCGCAAGACUACAAGACGAUGUUAGAACUCAACCUAAAUGUACCUCUUAUGCUUUAUCCCUCAGGUGCAGUUUGUGGAGGACAUGAAGCUGUCGCUCGUCAACAUAAGGGACUUCUUCCUCCAUGUGUUUGAUGAGCUGUUGGCACCAGAGUCUGAGAUGUUCAUGUACAACGACACCAAGACACUGGUCUGGUUCCCUGCCAAGGUAAGAAUUUGAAUUAGGGAAUUGCGAUUUCAUUACUGUAGAAUAAAUCACUGCACUCUCAAGCAAAUUAAAAUAGAUGAGUAAUGGUAUGGUGGAAUAUUCUAAAAACAAUCAAAAUACAUUUAGUAAGUCCAUACCAAAAAUCUUCCACAGAGAUGCAACCACUAAAGUAGUGCCACUAUCUACACUGUAUCAAUCAAUAUAGCAUUGUGUACGUGUAUAAUCACCAUCACUCCCUACUCUCCCCCUGAUGUACCAAGGUUUUAUUAUUAGUUUGGCUGUCUUGUACACAUUCAUAGCUAAAAGCUGAAUUGCAGUAUACAGACAAAAAAAAUACAAAAAAAGGAUAUAAAAGUUAGUUGACGAAGAAAGAAAAGUAUCUAGUCUUGACAGCUUGGGAUGGUGCCUGCUCUGGUUUAUUCUUGAUCUCUGCCUUGGCUCAUGUGCCACCUAUCCUUACUACCAGCCCAGAGUGGAGGAGAAGAGCUACUUCCUGUUUGGUGUCUUGUGUGGCAUGGCCCUGUACAACCACAACAUUGUACACCUGCCCUUCCCUCUGGCCCUGUUCAAGAAGAUGGUGGGGGUCAAGCCCUCACUGGAGGACCUGAGAGAGUUUGAUCCUGUUUUAGGAAGGUAGGUUUUGUAUUUUAGAAUGUACAUUUUAGCAUUGAAUUGGUAUCCCUUAGAAAUUGAUUACAAUUUUUCAACAACUAUUUAUUUUCAUUGUAAUUGAAGGAGUUUGCGGUACCUCUUGGAGGACUACACUGAUGAUGAUGUUGAAGAAAACCUGGACAUGACCUUCACCGUAUGUAUUGCAUUCAAACUGUUUGAUUGUUGAGCAAUGAAAUAUCACUAGGUACAGUAUGUGAAAAGUUGUAAAACUGUUUAUUUUCAUCAGGUGAUCUGGGAUGACUUGAAGGUGGAGCUUGAUCCCAAAGAAACAGGAAAACCAGUCACAAGUUCUAACAAGUAAGGUUACAGCAACAUUUAAUCCUACAGAUGUAAGAUCUGAAUCUGAUCACUCUGUUGCAGGAGAACUUUCCUGCAAUGCAGAACAUUUUAAAAGUGUAGUAAAUAUUUGAGGUUUAAAAAGGCUUCAGACUUGAUUUUCCCUUACGAAAAAUGUAUUAACCCCUACAAAAAUGUCCAUUAAUUAUAAUCCACAUAAUAUAAUUCACAUUUCCUGUUGCUGCAGGAUUAUUUUCCGGCUGUAGCAAACUGGCUCACAUUUUAGAAGUUAGAAGUUACAACAAGCAUGCUUUCUGCUUGUUCUGUUUUCUGUGUUUACAUUUUUUAAUUAAAAUACCAUUCAUUCUUUGACAGGAAGCAGUUUGUUGAUGCCUACGUGAACCUCGCCUUCAACCAAUCAGCGGAGAAGGUGUUUGAAGAGUUCAGGAGAGGCUUCUUCAAGGUGUGUGACAGAGAUGUGGUGGAGUUCUUCCAGCCUGAGGAGCUCAGGGGAGUCAUGGUGGGGAAAGAGGACUACGACUGGGACACGCUCAAACAGGUCUAUAGAAAUACAACCAUCAUUCAUUUCUCAGUAUGGGGCUGGGUGCUGACUUGAGAAAUUAGGGCAUAAAUCAAUCAAUGUGUUGAUGCAUUUAUAUCAAUGGGGGAUUUGCUUUGAUGUUCAAGUUAUGGGUAUGUAUCUCAAAUUAGGACUGGGACUAGGAGAUAAUGUGCUAUACAUUGCCUAGCUGUACAUGGUGCUUUGUGACAUACUGUAUGACUUUGAGUGGUGAAUCGUUUAAAUGGAGUGCGAGUUUAAUAUUGUUUAAUUAUUGCUGCCAUUUGUUUGUUUUUUAUAUAUCCAGAACACUGUGUAUGAUGGAGAGUACCAUGCCAGACAUCCCAACAUCGUCACAUUCUGGGAGGCUUUUGAGGAACUGACAGAUGACCAAAAGAAAGCUUUCCUCCGUAAGUAUGGCACUAAAUUGCUCUCGGGUUGAGUAAAACUGGAGGAACCAAUCAGUCUUUCAUAAUGCUGGUUUAGGGUUUUGUCUGCAUAUUAGAACUUCCUGUUCUACAAGAGCAUUUACAAAAAAAAUGUGUCUGAACACAUUUGACAUUUUAGUAAUUUAGCAGAUGCUCUUAUCUAGAGCGACUUACAGCAGCAAUUAGGGUUUAGUGCCUUGUUCAAGGGCACAACAGCAUAUUUUUCACCUAGCCUGCUCUAGGAUUUGAACCAGGAACCUUUCGGUUGCUGGCCCACUGCUCUUAAUCGCUAGGCUACCUGCCGCACAACGACAUUCACUAUAUUUCUUCCCAUUCUGUCUACCUUUCACGAUCUCUCCCCUCCUUCUCAGUGUUCCUGACGGGCUGUGAUCGCGCUCCCAUCCUGGGCAUGGACAACAUCCAGAUGACUGUGGCAGUCCUGCAGAACUCUACUGAACUACAUUUCCCAGAAUCCCUUACCUGCUACUUCCUACUGUUUCUGCCCAUCUACCCUUCCAAGGAGAUGCUGCUGGCCAGGCUCAAAGAGGCGGUGGCCCACAACAGAGGCUUCUGGAAGGAGUAACGGACAGUAUAUAUAGGCUACUGCUGUGUUCAUCAUUUCAUUCAAUGUGUUUCUUACAUGUCAAUACAUCUCUUCAGUUUAGCACAGGAUUUUGAUUGUGUUGAUAUAGCCUUCAUCUAGGUUCAGAUUUUACACCUUUUUUUAAAAACGUUUAAACCUUGGCUUUUUCAAGUUAACAUUUUAAAAUUGCAAAUGUAUAGGCUAUGUAUAGGUUUACCGUGUUAUUGGAAAAAACAAUCCUUGACUUAGUCCCCUAAUUUUGAAUGUGAGUUAUAAAAAAAACAUUCUUAUUCAGUAAUAGACAUUCAAGAGCCUACUUAUGCAUGUUGUCUCUAUUGAUUUAUUUUUGAAUUUUAUGUAAUUCUACAUGGGAACAUCCUUUUUUCCUGGACACAUGUCUGCAUCAUCGUUUGACAUUUAUGUCUGUAUCUUGUGUUUUAUUGACAGAAUAAUGAUUUAUGUAUCUAAUGAAUACAGAUAUUAGUUUCUCCUGUGUUUUCUUUUAUCAUUGAGUAUUCCCGCCGAUGCAGAGCAGUGGUGUGGUUUCUCCAACAACCUGCAUAACCUUCCCAGCUAGCACAUAAUGUUCUGAGAACUAUACGUUUCUUAGAGCAUGGCGAGCGAUAGCGUGGUUGUUUUUCCGCAGGCCUACAAAAGGGGGGUGGACAGCCAGUUUUCCAUCCCUGAUUUAAAGUCAUGUUCUCAAAAUAUUAAGAAAACUUUCCAUAAAAACCACAAGAAAACAUUGUAAGAAUGUUAUUUAAAAACAUAUACAUUUCUCUCUCAGCGUCAUCAAAACUCUAUCCUCUAUCUUGUUAAGUUUUUCAGGUGUGUUGGCCGCACCCACUAAUCUUAACAAGUGCUUGUUUCCUUUGAAGGAGGGUCUGUUUGAAUAGACUAAAAGGAACAGCAUUGUAUGAGUUAAAAAAAACAUGGCAUGGUGCAGUGGACUAAUUCCAUGGGUAGAGAGCAGACGAUCAUCAGUUUGAAUAUCACUGACACCAUGCCACAUUAAAAAAAGAAAUGUGUUUGCAUGAUUAAUACCUAAGCAAAUUAAUUUCCAUUUGUCCUAUCUGUGCUUGGAGUUCAAAACAGUUAAACUAAGCUAGCAGUGUUAUUAAAAGUCUUAUUGAAACAUGUUCUCAGAACGUUAUUUAAUUACCCUCAAAUAACCUAUAAUUUAUGUUCUCAGGACAUUAAUAAAACCUCCCAAGAAAACUUUCAGGGAACCAUAGAAAAACGUUCUGAAAACUUCCCUGCAACCUAAACAAAUUACGUUCCCAGAACAGGCGAAAUUUUCACUUCCAUUCUCCGAAUGUUUAAAACACGUUCAGUUUUAACCGUCAGGAAACAUAUAGUUUCGUUCCCAGAACCAAUGGCAAAGCAAAAAUGUACAUGCUCACAACUGCCAAGGAACCAAAUGUGCUAGCUGGUGUUUGUUUGUUUAAAAUAUGUUAUUUACCUAGCCGCUGUCCCACUGCAGAUGUGCCAGCCUGAUAUUUUAGUUUACUCAGGCCAUGCCCAUUGUGAAGUUUCGUUUUCGUUUCUUGCUGUGUUGCUUUUACAGUUAUGCCAUAUGGUGUCGUUCAUCACUUUCAGAACGCACUGACUCCCAGGGCGCAGAAUGACCGUCCUGUGUUCCAUCAAGAUUAGCUGAUUAUGGACACGUUUAGAAGGCGAUAAUAAUAACACAUUUAUAAUUUUUUCGUGGGGAGAGAAUACCCGCGAUGGCUUUGGUUUAGUGAAGUAGAAUGGUUUGGUAAAGACGAACACUGACAGUUGCGUAAAUUUCAUACUCACGAAAUCUCCAAUUACGCAUCUAUCUGCAGGUAAUAAAGUGGUCGUGUUUAUCAGAAGUACAAAGAUGGGAGAAGGGUCACAUGGAAACUGAGUAAACACCUUUCCUAUAUGUUUUCCCGCAGGUAGAAAAAAGGGUUCCAAAGGGUUAAUCGGCUGUCCCCAUAGGAUAACACUUUUGGGUUCCAGGUAGAACCCUCUGUGGAAAGGGUUCUACAUAGAACCCAAAGGCGUUCUAUCUGGAAACAAAAUGUGCUUCUAGAUACCACUUUUUUUCUAAGAGUGCAAAUCCCACCUCUUUACUGAAGUGAUAAAACAUAUAAUUAUAUAUUUUAUGGCCCAGUGCAGUCAAAAACGUGAUUUACUUGUGUUUUAAAUAUAUUUCCACACUAUGAGGUUGGAAUGAUAUUGUGAAAAUGAUGAGAAUUAGUUUGAAAAGACCUCCUGAAAUUUCUGCCUGUUUUGGUGGGAUGCAGCUUUGGCCUUUCCAUCACCAUGUGGUAAAUUAUUUAAUAGACCAAUAAGAAAGAGAGUUCCAAACCUCUUUGCCAAUAACAGCUCGUUUUCAGUUUACCCCUCCCCACUCAGACCACUCCCAAACAGUCCUAGCCAAAUUCUUGUUUGAGAAAUUGCUCUUUGCUAAGAAGGAAUUUUGUAUAAUUUUUUAUUGAAAACAUUCAGAGUAAGGUACUUAAUUGUUACCCAGAAAUGAUUUGAUAUUGAGAUAAAAAUGGCUGCAUUGGACCUUUAAUAUAUUUCAUUAAUAUUUUGUGUGUAGAGGGUGUGGAGUGCGGGGAGAAGAUGGUGGCUCUGAGUUGCGGAGAUACCCAUGUUGUUUUACUGUCUGAAGAGGGAAGAGUUUUCUGUCUUACCUCUGCCUUCAAUGUUCCCAGGUAGGCCUUGACAGAAUGACACAUCUCUAUGUAGGCCUACUCACACAAUGUUUUGAUGCAUCUGUCAAUAUUAGCAACUGAACAUAUUGAAAUGGUCGCUUUUGGUCUGUCUGUUUCUCUUGUGUUUUCUCAGACCAGUGGGUAACUUGAAUCAGGUAAUUCAGGUUGCAUGUGGAGACCAGCAUUCAAUUGCACUAACCCAAUGUAAACAUCAGUUUCUAAAUUGCUCAAUUUGAGACGGGAUAUGAUAGGAGGCUGUCUGUGCUCUAUGAAUGUCCUUUAUACCAAAUAGUGUCUGUUCCAGAUACAGAUAUCAACAUGAGAAUACUGGAAGAGAUGGAGACCCGCACACAGUCCCCCCCAAAAAACGAUGUAUGAUUGUGCAGAGAUUCACGUGACUUACAGUACCAGUCAAAAGUUUGGACACACCUAUCUUCUGUAUACCACCCAUACCUUGUCACAACACAACUGAUUGGCUCAAACACAUUAAGAAGGAAAGAAAUUCCACAAAUUAACUUUCAACAAAGUUAAUUGAAAUGCAUUCCAGGUGACUACCUCAUGACGUUGGUUGAGAGAAUGCCAAGAGUGUGCAAAGCUGUCAUCAAGGCAAAGGGUGGCUACUUUGAAGAAACUCAAAUAUAAAAUUGAUUUUGAUUUGUUUUACACUUUUUUGGUUACUACAUGAUUCCAUAUGUGUUAUUUCAUAGUUUUGAUGUAUUCACCAGUGGCGGCUCCUGAAAAAAUUCUCAGGAGGGGCAAUUUUUCUGAUGAUUUAGGUGACCUACACACAUUUUAAAAAAGAUAUGUCCAGCAACAACAUGAAGACAGGGGCAGCAUAUAAGUCAAUACCAGAAGCAUUUAUUGACUGAUCUCAAAAGUGUUGGCUUACCAGGGUUGGUGGAGCCCUCAGUUUCAUCUUUGCCUCGCAAAGCUAACUCAAACACUCCGCAAAACUUCACACACUGGAUUAGCCGGCUGAGGAUGUGGCGGUUCUUGCUAAUGUCGUAGUAAAUAUAUUUGUUAUAGUGAAUAUGGAAUAUGAUAUGUUGAGUAAAAUGUUGUGCUAAGAUCUAUUUAGGUCAGGAGCUGGUUAUAAGUUAUGUUCCUAUCCAAUAACAAUGGACAAAAGGGUCCUAUCUUGUCAGCCUUGUCAGCAGGUGGCCAAGGACAACACCCACGCCAUAGGCCUCUCAGUUCUUCCAACUCACGAGUUCUUGCUCUGAGGACACACACACACACAAACACACACACACACACAUCAUCACUGUUAAACACACACACACACACACACAUCAUCACUGUUAAACACACACACACACACACACACACACAAAAAUCCCCUCUCUUAGGCUGAACAUUUGAAGACAGAGAACCCGACUCAGAGCCAAUGCAACAGUGACAGUAGCCUGCAGGGGACCUCGCCCAACUCAUCAGGACCAAUCAGAAGAUCAGAACUACUAGAUUGAACCUACUUCAUUUAUUGCAUAAAAUGUCUGCACACAAUGUUUCGGGGCUCUCUUCAGAUAAUAAUAAUAAUAAUAAUAAUAAUAAUAUGCCAUUUAGCAGACGCUUUUAUCCAAAGCGACUUACAGUCAUGCGUGCAUACAUUUUUGUGUAUGGGUGGUCCCGGGGAUCGAACCCACUACCUUGGCGUUACAAGCACCAUGCUCUACCAGCUGAGCUACAGAAAGUGGAUACUCAUGGAUGCGCAUUGCAAUUGUAAAAUGUCAACACAAUUGGAGACACCACGUCAUUUUUGGAGACAUGUUAUUGACAGUAAACUAUUGUAGAUGCGACUGCUAACUAACUAAAACAUUUUAGCUGGCUAGCUAAUCAUCUUAGCUAAAUGUGGGGCAAACAAUUCAGUUAUUUACCGUUAAUUUGAGGGAUUGGGGUGAAAGAAAUCGAGUUACAUAGUGAUACUUUACGAUAUACUGUAUUGACAAUAUCGCAAUAUUUUAGCGCUAGUUGGCUGUACCUGCACCAAAACACCAUUAUUGUUCCUUCAUAGCUUGUUCUCAAUCUUUUCACAUUGGGAGCCAAUUUGUUUUCAGCACUUUUAUUUCCAUGACUGAUCAAAACUCGUUCUCAUGGCUUUCUGAUCCCUCUGCAACAGACAUAUGGUGCGCAAUAAACUCACAGUAUCGAAUCGCAAUACGUAUAGAAUCAUGAGACUCGCAAUGCUGAUGCAUAUAUCUUAUCGUGAGGUUCCUGGCAAUUCCCAGCCCAAGUUCAUUUGCCACAACAAAUCUCUUCGCUAGCAAACGCGAUGUCUUCUCCAAAACGGCAAUGUGUCUCCAGCAAUGUUUACUUUUUUGACGUUCUAUGGCAUCUCCACUUUCCAAGCAUAUAUGACCACAUGUAAUAUUUUGGUAGUGAUGCAAAUAGUGAACUAUGUAGGGCCAGGAUGUAAAAUAUAUGUAGCUGCAGCAAUUUCUCUUAUCUGAUAUGGUAAGUAAUGGGGCUUAAUUUAUAGCUCCCUAAGAGUUUGACGAACGGGUCCGUGAACGCGAUUCCAGAUAUAUUUACCUCUGAAUAAACUGCCUUUAUUACACCAUAUCCACAUCCAGUAAACUUGUGAUUAUCAACACUAACCUCAUCGUUGUGGCGGCGGACAGCUAGCCUGUAUCCCUCGUCAUCCAGUUGAGUGAGUGGCAAUGUCUUUUUUCGUUCGUACCAAUUUUUGGAAAAUCCUCGGGUGUAGGACUUUCCGCCUUUAGUAGAAACCUGUUGAAUUAUUAAAUUUGGUCUGGGAGGUCCUAAUUGUUUCGUUGCCAAUUUAUCUUAAUUUGUUCGCCGACAAAAAGGAACUUCUUUCAAACAAUCCACUCUUUUCUCAGUUACGUUCAUGGUUACGUAACGUAUGACGAAAGCGCGUAAGUGCAAGCCCACAGACACCCAUUGAGAUUGUAUUGAAGGCUCUGAAAUUUGAAAAAAAUAGAUUUUACAUGGGAGUCUAUGACAGAAGUUCUGGGCGAUUUUCAAUCUGACUGAAAUCGCCCCAAAAGGGGGUGGAGCCAUUUGAAGCACGACUUUAGCCUGAUUCGACAUUUAGUGGCACUGUGGCACUGUGGCAGAUCAGACGUAUAGAUUACAACACUGAUAACUACUGUUGCAGUGAUAUAAUUGAUUAGAAAAAAAAUCCCUUCCUUUUCCCGUUUGGCAGUGCGUCGCCCAUAUCGCCCUAUUGAACAGGCCGUCCCUGGUAUUCACUAUUAUUCUACAUUGUAGAAGAAAAACCCUGAAUGAGUAGGUGUGUCCAAACUUUUGACUGGUACUGUAAGUCAUGUGAAUCUCUGCACAAUCAUACAUAGUCAUACAAAGAUCAAUGGAUGUAGCUUGUAUGGUAAGAUCAAUCUUGGAGUGUCACUGGGUAUGUUCUUGGAUAUAUCCAUUUUGGGGGUCAUUCUUAGGGAUCACAGUUGAUUUGUGAUUUUUCCUUUACCUACAAUCCUGUUUGUCAAAUUAGAAGCCACACAUUAGUGUUUGUGGGCUCCUUCCAAAACAUCUACUAAUUUGGGCUUGGAGAGCAAGGGCAGCUGGGAAAUGGAGUCAAGAUGGACCAGUCUGUGCCUCUGCCAGUACAGCUAUCACAGGGUAGUUAAAUAAUUUAUUUUCCUCUGCCUCCUAUUUGAAACUCAAUACAAUACUUAAGCAGAAAUGUUAGUCUCUGAAAUGAUAAAAUGACAGGUCUAUAACAUCAUAACUCUUUUGGGUAACUUUCAGACCGCAUUGAUGACCAGCAAAUUGAACAAACCUUUGCUGGAGGAAACCAUUAUUUGUCCUUGUGCAGCUCUGCUCAGUUAUUGCGUUUACAGUUAGUUUGUUCUGAGUUAGUCCUUAGUACUUAACAUUGUUUUAAUACAGUGCAUCAAAUUGUUAUUACAGGAAUCAGGAAAAUUGUGGAAUGACUUCCAUGUUGAAAAAGUGACUCAGACAUUAGACAAUGACAUCAUUGACAGAUGGAUCUUGCAAUGCGAUUCAAAAUCAUGGAAGAAAAUAAAGAAGUAAGUACCCUACAUGACCAAAAGUAUGUGGACACCUGCUCGUCGAACAUCUCAUUCCAAAAUCAUGGGCAUUAAUAUUGAGUUGGUCCCCCCUUUGCUGCUAUAACAGUCUCCACUCUUUUGGGAAGGCUUUCCACUAGAUGUUGGAACAUUGCUGCGGGGACUUACUUCCUUCAGUCACAAGAGCAUUAUUAAGGUCGGGCACUGAUGUUGGGUGAUUAGGCCUGGCUCGCAGUCGGCAUUCCAAUUCAUCCCAAAGUUGUUCGUUGGGGUUGAGGGCAGGGCUCUGUGCAGGCCAGUCAAGUUCUUCCACACUGAUCUUGACAAACCAUUUCUGUAUGGACCUCGCUUUGUGCAUGGGGGCAUUGUCAUGCUGAAACAGGAAAGGGCCUUCCCCAAACUGCUGCCACAAAGUUGGAAGCACAGAAUCGUCUACAAUUUCAUUGUAUGCUGUAGCGUACUAUGCAUUCGGGCAGUUAGCGUUCUCCUGGCAUCCGUCAAACCCAGAUUCGUCCGUCGGACUGCCAGAUGGUGAAGCGUGAUUCAUCACUCCAGAAAACGAUUUUCCACUGCUCCAGAGUCCAAUGGCGGAGAGCUUUACACCACUCCAGCCAAUGCUUGGCAUUGUACAUGGUGAUCUUAGGCUUGUGUGCGGCUGCUCAGCCAUGGAAACCCAUUUCAUGAAGCUCCCGACAAACAGUACUUGUGGUGACGUUGCUUCCAGAGGCAGUUUGGGACUCGGUAGAGAGUGUUGCAACCCGUUCUGUGAGCUUGUGUGGCCUACCACUUUGUGGCUGAGCCAUGGCUCCUAGACGUUUCCACUUCACAAUAACAUCAUUUACAGUUGACCGGGGAAGCUCUAGCAGGGCAGAAAUUUGACAAACUGACUUGUUAGAAAGGUGGCAUUUUAUGACAGUGCCAUGUUGAAAGUCACUGAGCUCUUCAGGAAGGCCAUUCUACUGCCAAUGUUUGUCUAUGGAGAUGACAUGGCUGUGCGCUCGAUUUUAUACACCUGUCAGCAACAAGUGUGGCUGAAAUAGCCGAAUCCACUAAUUAGAAGGGGUCACAUACUUUUGUAUAUAUUGUAGGUAGAGAAGGAUACAAAUAAACCUCGUCCCCAGGCUCAAUACAAAUAAGCAACUCAUGAUGGUUGAUAAUUGGACAAGGCAACAUAAACAUACAUGAAAAGAUGAAGGUCUCAGGAACUUACAUACACUGAACUAUAAGAUUCUUCAGUUUUAUUUUCAGGAAAAUCACAAAAACAUUAUCUUCUGCGUCAUGUUUAAAUGGGAGCUUCCUGGACAAAAGGUAAAAACUCACUGCCUAUCCAUUAAUGUUUUAUCAUCACAUUAUUGAAUACUUUUUGUUUUAUUGUUGGAUAUGUAAUAGUAUUUCUUGGUCUUAUUACUCUAGUUGUGAUAAACAUUGCCAAACCUCACUGAAGCACUCUGGCCGGGACUUGUCACUCGCCCGACUGGCUUUUCAAAAGCUUGCAGAAAAGGACAAAGUUCUGGCUGAGGUAUUUUUUCAUUUAUUAUCUUUAUGAUCAGAUACUUAUUUUCAAUACUUCUGUUUGUUGUCCUUGAUAUUCAACUUGACCACUCAAUAAGUCAUUUAGUUGUGACCCACAAGCACUCCUUUCAUGGUUCUAGGUUAAAGAAGUCGUCCAGCACAUACUCCUUCCCUCCCUGAGUAAGGAUCCCAUUGGGGUGGAGGGUCUGAGGGUGUACCUCAUCAUCCCUGAGCUCCUGAGGGUUCUCCUAAAACAACAACGUGGCAUAGACAUUACUGAGGCCUUCGCUGCAGCCAUCCUCAGACUGAACCCAGACAAGCUCCAGGUCCUUGGUAAAGUCACCAUCCAUCGAUACACCUCUUGUCUUGUCUUGAUUUUUUAGAUACAGGAGGUCGUCUGUGUGCUCUUGUAUCAACUGAACUCAAGGCUAAUUCCAACAGAGGGCCUAUGGUCGACACUGUCAGAUUCCUUCUUCCGAACGGUGGUGAAAUCAUUCCACACAGUGUCAGCAGAGUACCUUCAGCAGAUGGCAGUUAAACGAUGUGAUGGUGGCAAAUCAUUAAAGAAGACUUUUGGGGUUCUGCAAAGUCUUUAUGAUGUGGGUAUUAUUUGAUAAUUUAAAAUAUUGGUCAUGGCCCCAAAUCAUUUUAAGUGUUCACAGCACUGCACAUCAAUAUACUCUCUUGCAUGUAGGCGAACAGCAAGAGACACAGAAUAAAUACAGUCAACACUUUCCAUAUCAACAAAGUCAGUUCUCUCUUUCAGUCUAAGCUGGUGUGUACAAUACAGUGCAUUUCAUACACAUUUCUCCAACAAUCAUUUUAUGAAAAACCAUGCAAUGUUUUAUUUCAGGUCCUGCAAUACACUGCAUAAUGUCUACUUAGCAUUUUCACCUCUCUCCAAACUCAGGUAGAAGACUUAAAUUCAGAACUUACAGAGCUGGUCUGGGAUCUCUCAUGGGAGGAUGACACAUAUUGGAUUGGAAGUGAGAGAAUAUCGAGCACAAUAAAAUCUUAUAAGGUAUUUAUGUUAUUUUUCAAUCACUAGAAACAUAUUAGUAUUUUAACAUAACAAAUACCUACGUAAACAAAAUAUAUAUUGAAAACUGUCUUGGGGAAUCGACUACAACCAAGGUAGUUGGGAAAUUAUGUGUCACGAUCGCCGGGAAGAGAGGACCAAUGCGCAGCGUGGAAUGUGAACAUACUUUAUUUAUUAUUCACCACACGAACUAAACAACAAACGAUACGAAACGUGAAGUCCGUGGUUACAACACAAACCAUACGGAACAAGAUCCCACACAUGACAAUGCCCAAACGGCUGCCUAAGUAUGGUUCCCAAUCAGAGACAACAAGCAACAGCUGAUUCACGUUGCCUCUGAUUGAGAACCACCCCGGCCAACAUAGAAACACAAGCACUAGAAUAUCACCCUAGCACACAAAACACAAAGAAACAACACACCCUGGCUCAACAUAACAUAGUCCCAGAGCCAGGGCGUGACAGUACCCCCCCCAAAGGCGCGGACUGCGACCGCGCCAAACAUAAACCGAACAGGGGAGGGCCGGGUGGGCAUUCCUCCUCGGAGGCGGUUUCCGGCUCCGGGCAUGACCCCCACUCCCUCUCUAACCCCCCAAAGCGCCCCUGGUCCGGUCUGGCCAUGCUGGCCGGAGCUGGACUGAACACUGGUGGAGCGGAUUGCUCUAGCUCCGGAGUGGAGCAGCUGACCGGUGCCGGACCAGGCACCGGUGGAACAGGCACGGGCUGUGCCGGACUGACGACGCGCACCACAGGCUUGGUGCGGGGAGCAGGGACGGGCCAGACCGGGCUGACGACGCGCACCAUUGGCUUGGUGCGGGGAGCAGGGACGGGCCGAACCGGGCUGACGAAGCGCACCACUGGUUUGGUGCGGGGAGCAGGAACAGGCCGGACCGGGCUGACGAUGCGCACCAUUGGCUUGGUGCGGGGAGCAGGGACGGGCCGAACCGGGCUGACGAAGCGCACCACUGGUUUGGUGCGGGGAGCAGGGACAGGCCGAACCGGGCUGACGAAGCGCACCACUGGCUUGGUGCGGGGAGCAGGAACAGGCCGGACCGGGCUGACGACGCGCACCAUUGGCUUGGUGCGGGGAGCAGGGACGGGCCGAACCGGGCUGACGAAGAGCACCACUGGUUUGGUGCGGGAAGCAGGGACGGGCCGAACCGGGCUGACGAAGCGCACCACUGGCUUGGUGCGGGGAGCAGGAACAGGCCGGACCGGGCUGACGACGCGCACCAUUGGCUUGGUGCGGGGAGCAGGGACGGGCCGAACCGGGCUGACGAAGCGCACCACAGGCUUGGUGCGGGGAGCAGGGACGGGCCGAACCGGGCUGACGAAGCGCACCACUGGUUUGGUGCGAGGGGCAGGAACAGGCCGGACCGGGCUGGCGACGCGCACCACAGGCUUGGUGCGAGGGACAGGAACAAGCCGGACCGUACUGGGGACACACACCACUGGCCCUAUGCGGGGAUCAGGAACGGGCCGGACCGGACUGGCAACACACCCCAGUACCUCUCGCCGUGCCUCUACAUCCUCCUUCCCCCUGGUGACCAGUGACUCCCGUAACCUGGCCGGCCUCCUGCUGCCCCGUCGUCCACAAUUUCUGGGCGUCUCUCCUCCCCGUGGGCCAGGCCUCCAUGGCUUUCGCCAGACUCUUGCUCCACUGCUCCAAAGUCCAGCCUCUCUCCUCCUCCCGCGGCUUGACCCAGUCGAGGUUGAUAUCCUUCAGAGUCACCUCUGGCGUUGGCUCCUGGACACGCUGCUUGGUCCAGUUAUGGUGGGAUCUUCUGUCACGAUCGUCGGGAAGAGAGGACCAAUGCGCAGCGUGGAAUGUGAACAUACUUUAUUUAUUAUUCACCACACGAACUAAACAACAAACGAUACGAAACGUGAAGUCCGUGGUUACAACACAAACCAUACGGAACAAGAUCCCACACAUGACAAUGCCCAAACGGCUGCCUAAGUAUGGUUCCCAAUCAGAGACAACAAGCAACAGCUGAUUCACGUUGCCUCUGAUUGAGAACCACCCCGGCCAACAUAGAAACACAAGCACUAGCAUAUCACCCUAGCACACAAAACACAAAGAAACAACACACCCUGGCUCAACAUAACAGAGUCCCAGAGCCAGGGCGUGACAUUAUGCUAGGUUGUAUUUUGAGUGGAAUAUCCCUUUACAUUUCCCACUUUAGGACAACAUAUUAUACCUCCUGAAGAACUACCCCUGUAUCCUGGACACUGAAGCCAAAUGUACAGUGUGGAUGUAUGCAUUUGAUCAGAUCAAAGUAAGUACCUGCAUUUUUUUAAACUACACUGUAAAAAAUGACUAUUUUGAUCAACCUAAAAAAAUUGCAUCAACUGGUUAAAAGUAAAUUAGUUAGGUUUUCUCAAUUGGAAAAAACAACAACAUUUGUUGAAACCAAAUAUAUGAUUUAAUGCCAACUGUUAUAUUUGAUUAUUAAAAAACCUAUAUUUCAAGUUGCAACCUAUUUCUUUCAACACUCAACUGACUUUCCUCUUUGGUUAAACCUAAUAAAUAACAUUAACACUCACUAAUAUACUGUAUAUAACCCAUUUUAUCAUGUUGUACCAAGUAGAUUUUUCACUUUGGAAAUAUCUAUCCAAAUUUAUUCACUUGGGUUACAAGCAAUUACAUCCAUUCUCUGUUAAUCAAGAUAUUAAGAUGGUUCCAUAACAUGAAAAAUAUCUCCAAACAUUUUCACAUUAACUGGUUAUAAUAUUGUAACCAAAUGGUGACCAUCUCAGUAGUGGAAACCUUUCCAGACUCUUUACUAUAACAGUACUUACACAGAUAUCAUUCAAGAUUCAGUGCUGGCAGUGAGCAUAAUUUAAAUCAUUAGCAAACAAAAAAGAACAGAUUAACUGGAAUAACAUUCACUCUCAUGGAUGGCCAAAAAUAACAAUCGGAAAGCCACGCCCCGAAUAGUCCACGCCUCCAACUCGUCUGAUAGGCUGCCACCGCUACAUUGCGCCCCUGCUAUGUGUUGAAAGCAAUUUAGAAGCUUUCAUUCAAUUCAAAAAAUCACAUUGAUCUAUCAAAUUCGUUAUUUGAUUUCAGACUAUUUGAAUAGAAUAGGUUGAACGAACCAAAGCGUAAUAUUUUUGCUGUUCUGCCAAAGAGUUCUCUAAUAUUCACAUAACUUUUAAUAAUCGUAACCAAGUAUUAUCAUGAGGACAGUGAAUACGAUGGGUUUUGUGACGAAACCCUAAAGGUGGACCGGGAAACACGUCCAGAUGAUACCUUUCAGCAACUGCGACAAAUGACUUGCCACAUGGUGGCUUUAAAGGUAAGCGUUCUGCUUUUCUAUAUUUUGGAGAAUGUGGUAGCCUUCUGUGUGACUAUUUAGAUUAAUAAUCUCAAGUGCUCUAAACUGUUUUUGUCUCCAGGUGAAGUUUCAAGCAGAGCAUGGUGUAGAUGAAGGUGGUGUUUCACUGGAAUUCUUCAGCCUCCUGGGGAGGGAACUUCUCACAAUGGAACCAAAGACACUGGAGGUUUACGAGUCUGGACUAGCAUGGCUCACAACAGAUGUACGUUCCAUAUUCAGUUCCAUAUUGAUCCCAGAUGUAACUCAAUCUUUCCCCCACAAUUUUAUUUACUAACUUAGAAAUAUCCCAUUCUUAGAAAUGUCAAUUAUGGUACUGUUAUUAUACUGUUAAAUAUUGAAAAUAUUGAAAAUAUUUACUGGCUUGUGGCAUUGUAUUUAUUAAUUUUUAUCCAUAGGACGGCGAUAUCACUGAUGAAUUCUACUUACUUGGGCUGCUCUGUGGGAUGGCACUGUAUAAUCAGUGUGUUCUGAACCUCUGCUUCCCUCUGGCUCUCUUCAAGAAGCUUCUGGGUCUGACGACAACAUUGGAUGACCUUAAAGAGCUGUCUCCAACUGAAGCAAGGUACAAUUAUUCUGCUGAAAAAGAAGAGAGGUCCACAAUAUAUGUUCAUCUCUUCAACUGCUGCUACAGUACACUGUAAAAGUAGAAAGUCUCAAAACACCAUGAUUGUGUAAUGAAGCCAUGAAAAGUAGUGCACCUAAGCUGAGAUCUGGUGUUGGAGGGUGUUUAAAUGUAAACCCAAUAGAAGUGUUUUGAUACACAGAAUAUGUUUUAUAACAGAAAUGAAGUACUCUGAAACACCCAAAGUGGUUCUUCAACCUGAAUAUUGGUGUUUUUAAGAGUGUUGUGAAUUUUUUGGGGGGAGUUUCAAUGCAUGUAAAAGGCAGCAUCAAACACAAAAAUGAUGUUUCUCAUACAAUCACUGGUUUAGAAAUGUGAACUGUUUAUAGCCUAAAUAUUGAUUGAUGAUAAGGGCCUAUGGAGAAUAUUUUUUUGUGGAAUUCCAUCUUUAUUUUUUCAAUGCUUUAUUUAGACAGGUUAGAAACAGGAGGGGCAGUAAGAUCAAAAUAAUCAAAAAUACAAACAAAACCUCCAAACAGGGAGGAACAAAAAUACGCAUACACCCGAACACUGCUGACCUCAUGGAAAACAAUCACACACAAUAACCAAUGAGAGACAGGGGGUUAUAAAGGGAAUACAAUGUAACAUAAUGGGAAACAGGUGAAAACAAUCAAGACAAACUAGACCUGGCAUAGGAAUGAGACGGCAGGCCUUCGAAAACCGAUCCACAACGACCAAGAUCGUCGUGGUCCCCUGGGAGGGGGGAAGGUCCGUGACAAAAUCCACCGAUAGGUGAGACCACGGCCGUUGUGGAACGGGUAGGGGUUGUAACUUCCCUCUGGGCAGGUGUCUAGGCGCCUUACACUGGGCGCACACCGAGCAGGAGGAAACAUAAACCCUCACGUCCUUAGCUAAAGUGGGCCACCAGUACUUCCCACUAAGGCAGUGCACUGUCCGACCAAUACCAGGAUGACCAGAGGAGGGUGACAUGUGAGCCCAAUAUAUCAAUCGAUCGCGAACCUCGAGCGGCACGUACUUCCGACCCUCUGGACACUGUGGGGGAGUAGGAUCGGUACGUAACGCCCGCUCGAUGUCCGCAUCAACCUCCCACACCACCGGUGCCACCAGACAAGACUCCGGAAGUAUGGGAGUGGGCUCAAUGGAUCUCUCCUCUGUGUCAUAUAGUCGGGACAGGGCGUCUACCUUAGCGUUCUGUGACCCUGGUCUAUAGGUGAGCUUAAAUACAAAAUCGGGAAAAAAACAUAGCCCACCUUGCCUGGCGAGGGUUCAGCCUCCUCGCUGCCCGGAUGUACUCCAGGUUACGAUGGUCAGUCAGAAUGAGAAAAGGGUGUUUAGCUCCCUCAAGCCAAUGCCUCCACACCUUCAGGGCUUGAACCACAGCCAACAGCUCCCUGUCCCCCACGUCAUAAUUGCGCUCCACCGGACUGAGCUUCUUAGAAUAGAAAGCACAGGGGCAGAGUUUUGGUGGCAUACCCGAGCGCUGAGACAGCACAGCGCAGAUCCCAGCCUCGGACGCAUCCACCUCAACUUGGAACGUCAAAGAGGGAUCCGGAUGGGCCAGCACCGGAGCCGAGGUAAACAGGUCCUUCAGAUGUCUAAACGCCCUGUCCGCCUCAGCCGACCACUGCAGACGCACCGGACCCCACUUUAGCAGGGAGGUAAUGGGAGCUGCUACCUGUCCAAAGCCCCGGAUAAACCUCUGGUAGUAAUUGGCAAAACCCAAGAACCGCUGCACUUCCUUCACCGUGGUGGGAGUCUGCUAAUUACGCACGGCAGAAACGCGGUCAAUCUCCAUCUCCACCCCCGAUGCGGACAACCGAUGUCCCAGGAAGGAGAUGGACUCCUGGAAGAACAGACAUUUCUCCGCCUUCGCAUACAGGUCAUGCUCUAACAGUCUACCAAGCACUCGACGCACCAGGGACACAUGCUCGGCUCGUGUAGCGGAGUAUAUUAUAAUGUCAUCAAUAUACACCACUACACCCUGUCCAUGCAAGUCCUGGAAAAUCUAGUCCACAAAUGAUUGGAAGACUGAAGGAGCAUUCAUUAAACCGUAUGGCAUGACGAGGUACUCAUAGUGACCCGAGGUGGUACUGAAUGCUGUCUUCCACUCAUCUCCCUCCCUAAUGCGCACCAGGUUAUACGCGCUCCUGAGAUCCAAUUUUGUGAAGAAUCGCGCCCUGUGUAAUGACUCCGUCAUACUAGCAAUCAGAGGGAGAGGAUAGCUGUAUUUCAUUGUGAUUUGAUUGAGACCACGGUAAUCAAUACACGGGCGUAAACCCCCAUCCUUCUUCUUCACAAAAAAUAAACUUGAGGACGCAGGGGAAGUGGACGGCCGUAUGUAUCCCUGUCUCAGAGAUUCGGUGACGUAUGGCUCCAUAGCCGCCGUCUCCUCCUGAGACAGAGGAUACACAUGACUACGCGGAAGCGCAGCGCCUACUUGGAGGUCUAUCGCACAAUCCCCCUGUCGAUGAGGUGGUAAUUGAGUCGCCUUCUUUUUGCAGAAGGCGAGUGCCAAAUCGGCAUACUCAGGUGGAAUGUGCAUGGUGGGAACUUGGUUCGGGCUUUCCACCAUCGUUGCCCCUACGAAAACACCUACACACCGCCCGAAACACUGAUCAGACCAUCCCUUGAGAGCCCUCUGUUGCCAUGAAAUGUUGGGGUCAUGAGAUGUUAACCAGGGAAGCCCCAACACCACGGGAAACGCAGGAGAAUCAAUCAAAUACAAACGUAGUAUCUCCUCAUGGCCCUCCUGCGUUUUCAUCCUGAGAGGCGCUGUGACUUCCCUAAUCAAUCCUGACCCCAAAGGGCGGCUAUCUAGGGCAUGGAUGGGGAAGGGCACAUCAACAGGUACAAUAGGAAUCCCUAACUUAUAGGUGAAUUGGCGAUCGAUAAAAUUCCCAGCUGCGCCUGAAUCUACUAGCGCCUUAUGCUGGGAGUGAGGAGAAACCUCGGGAAACACAACUUUAAUACACAUAUGCGCAACAGAGAGCUCUGGGUGAGUUGGGUGCCUACUCACCUGGAAUGACUCAUCAGUGCGCUGCCUACCGCCUCGAUUCCUAGGAGACCCUCCCCAGCACCGACCAGCAGUGUGUCCUCUGCGGCCACAGUUGGUGCAGGGGACGGCCUCCCUCCUGGUCUCUCUCCUGGUCUCCCUAGCACCAGCACCUCCGAGCUCCAUAGGGGUCGGCUCGGAAGUGCUGGGGGAUGGAAUGAACGGCCCUGAAUCCGGACGUCCGCGGGUAGCCAACAGGGUAUCCAGGCGAAUGGACAUGUCCACCAGUUGGUCGAAGCUGAGGUUGGUGUCCCUGCAGGCCAAUUCCCGACGCACGUCCUCACUCAGGCUACAUCUGUAGUGGUCGAUGAGGGCCCUCUCAUUCCAUCCCGCAUUGGCAGCCAGCGUCCGGAAGUCCAGCGCGAACUUCUGUGUGCUCCUCCUCCCCUGUCUACGGUGGAAUAGACGCUCACCCGCCGCUUUACCCUCUGGUGGAUGAUCGAAUACUGCCCUGAAGCGGCGGGUGAACUCCGCAUAGUUGACAGUAGCGGCGUCUAUUCCCUCCCACUCGGCAAACAAAACCUCCAAACGGAGGAACAAAAAUAUGCAUACACCCGAACACUGCCGACCUCAUGGAAAACAAUCACACACAAUAACCAAUGAGAGACAGGGGGUUAUAAAGGGAAUACAAUGUAACAUAAUGGGAAACAGGUGAAAACAAUCAAGACAAACUAGACAAACACCGAAACAUAGAUCGGUGGCAGCUAGUACUCCGGGGACGAUGAACGCCGAAGCCUGCCCGAGCAAGGAGGAGGAGCAGCCUCGGCUGAUUCCGUGACACUCUGUUUUCAGAGGAUUGUGGAUAUUACUUUUAUUUUUAAUGUCAUGAUUAUUUCACACAAUGUUGUGUGCAUGUUUGAAGGAAGAAAAGUAUAUUUCUAUAUUAGUAUUAAACUUGUUGAGCCAUGAGGUCUAAUGGAUCAUGAUGAACGGUUAUCACAACUGUCAGGCAAAUUGACGUUCAAUGAGGACAGCACCCAUUCCCACAUUCAUGAUUGUCAAUGGAAGAGGCAAGUGCAGAAUCCUCAAUACUUGCAGUUAAACUGUCAGUUACUGAUGGCGGUUUGAACACUGUGCUUGACAGUGCCUGCCAAAACGAUGAUCAAAUACAUAAAACAAUGUUAAACAUUAAGACACCAGAUAUAAGGAUCUAAUUCGGUACUAGACAGGAUUCAAAACAUCAUAAUGGUGUUUUGAAGCUUCAGAGAGAGGAAACAACACUAAAAGAAUCAUAUCUAAUUCUGCACUAAACAGGACUUGAAACACCAAAAUAGGGUUUUCAACCUUUUCUGUUAGUGCUCCCAGUCCCUGGCAAGGUGUUGCACAAUACUUGAUUAAGUGGUGUUACAACACACGGUAGCUCAGUUGCCACUAGUUUUGGUGUUACAAAGCACUUCAUUUUAACAGUGUAGUUGUUAUUUUAGAGAGAUACUAUUAUCUCCUCAUAUCACAUUUAUACUGUUUGUUUGUUUGUUUAAAAUUAGCAGCUUACAGUAUGUGUUGGAUGAAGAUGAGGAGGUUGUUGAAGCGCUGGAUUUGGUUUUCAUGGUAAGAGAGAAUUUAUACCUUUAGCAGUUUUUGGUAGCCUCCACAGGUAACCCCAGCUGAUGCAGUAAUCAUCUCUAUUGUCUUUCAAAGGACAAAGGGCAAGAACUGAUACCAAAUGGAGAGGAGGUCCCAGUUACCAUGGUCAACAGGUAUAUUUGAUGACAGUAUUCUUAUCAACUUAUAAAUCUUAUGAAUCUCUUGAACUAACAAGAGGAUUCCACAGGAAGUGUUCUAUACUCGCACCAAACAUUGGUCUGCCAUAUGUCAUUCACAGUGUCGUGACGUGACUUUUAUUAUUGUGAUGACUAUUAUUUAUCGAAUAAUUACCUACUAUGUUUAAUUGUUACUAGAUUAAAUUAAUCAUGUAACAAUUAACUCAUCAGAAAUUUGGGGCACCACGGGAAAAGUUGUUUAAUUUAUUAAUCAUUUACCUCAUAUCAGUCUCAUUCUGAAAGUCGUAGGCUCUUUAAGUCUGCACGAACCCGGGUGUUACUGAUUAUUCCGCACCACACAAAUUGAUUUAAUUAUUUAUUUACUUACUAAUUUAAAAUGAUAACACAAGAUACAAACACGUACAUGGUAUAGGUAGGGGUUAGAAACUUAAUACAAUUAAAACGGGUCCCUAGCGGACUAACACAAUAUGUUGCAAAAGAUGGCGAGUUAAAGAGAGAGAGAGAGAAAACACUUGGAUACACAUGGACCUAGGCUCACAGUAAUCCUAAUACUUUGCCCGAAACUGCCGCCCGUUUGGGAAGAAAAGCAAUGCAUGUAUUUACGUGUUGGAGGUCUUCGUUGUGUAUCUCUGUUGGACCCAGGCCUUCGUGGGAAGGGGUCGAUUGAGCCUUCUCUUUUAGAUGGCCUUUUAGAUGUAAGGCUCAGAUUGUCCACAAGAGGUCACAAUAUCCUUCUUCUUAGUUGUCUGUUUACUUUCACUCGUUCUGGAAGUGGUCUUCUGAGGACGGCUAAUCAGCUGUGUCAAUGAUCCCCUGUGGAGUGAUGAGAGCAGUGUAGUAGACAAUGGUUUGAAGAGAGUAACAGGAUGGUCCCACUUAAAUUCACCUUCUUAGAUACAGUACUUAGAACAGCUACUCAGCCGUAACAUUGAUUGUUAGUGGAGGCAACUUUGUCGUCUUCACCUCGCGUUGAUUUUCAGGAUCGGGACCAAUAUGGACAAAAGCUGCAGCUUGAGGUCUGUCUAGUCUGAUCUGAUUAUUCUUAUCUCAAUCUUUUAUGCACUCUGGUAAAGAAGGGCGUUUCUGUCAUACUGACACACUCUCUGAGCUCCCUCAGGCGUGGCUAGUUACGAGGCAAAAGUAAUAUCAUCACUAUGAUUUUGUUAGAAAGCUAAAAUCACAUUUCUAUCUUCACGAAAACAUUGUCUUCCUUCUUGAUAUUUUCUACACAAUGUAAAGAAUGUAAACCUGAUAUACACAGUGUAAAAGCUCUUCAAGUCACAAUGUUUCUGUUAUAACGCCUUUAUACCAUUUUUAAUGACAUCACAAAAUAGACAUUCAUUUCCAUAUUCCAUUCCUCAUCAUUCCCAACUUUUGGAUGUUGAAAUAUAUUGUCCCAAUGUUCAUUGUUGGAUGUUGAAGUUUUUGGGCGGCAAAAAGUAUCUGAAACAAAUGCAUUCCUUUCACCAUACUAUAAUGCCAGAGAUAGAUUAUCCUCCUCUCUAAUUUAUGGCAAUAUUAAGGUGUCAAGACCGGCACAGCCCCCCUGUGGGUAAGUGGGUUUGGUUGUUGUCGGCCAUUUUUCAAGCUGAUGUGAGGCCUUUGAUCCUCACCCAGGGAGAGUCAUGACAACAGGAAGAAAUAUGUUGACUUGUACGUUGACAUGAAGCUCACCAAGUCGAUGCAGAGUCAGUUUGCAGACUUUGAGAAAGGCUUCCACAAAGGCUGCCCUACACAGGCAUGGAGGAUGUUUCUACCUGAGGAGCUUAUGACACUUCUACAAGGAGAUGACUACUACGAAUGGGACAAGUUGAGAGAGGUAAAAUUCCCCGUUUAGAUACAUAAUAAGAGUACAUAAUUCACUAUAAUUUGAAAUACCAGACUUUUUAGCUAACAUUCCACUCCAAAUGACAUGAGUGGCAAGGAGUGGAAUGUAACAGCUGAACAGAGACGGCAACCAGGCUAGCAGCUCUAUGCUCCCAGUGGUUAAAUCUUGUCCCAGACUGUUUGGGCUAUACGGUCUAUGGCUAUAAUACAGUGGCAUGGUCUACUGUACAUGCAGUUUCAUUAUGUUAUUUUUCUGCUACAACAGAAUGCCAAGUAUCCAGGAUAUAAGCACACCGAUGACAUCAUCCAAAACUUUUGGAGCGUUUUCACAGAGUUCUCAGAGGAGGAAAAUAAGAAGUUCCUAAGUGAGUUAACACAAUUAUGACUAACUAACUUUAAUGGGGCAAUCUGCAGUUACUACAUGCAUUUUUGGACUUAUAAAUUAAUGUACCCAUUGAUUCUUGAAGAAUUUAACUUAUUAAUGCCUCAUUGUCGUAUCCCAUCAGAACCCAAAUGAUAAGCUUUGUAAACAAAAUAAAGGUAAACAAACACUAUAUAGCCUCAAAACAUGGUUAAAGCUAUCAUUUUGGAUGGUCAGUCCUUGCAUCCAUGGCUCCGUCUAUGAAUUUGAGAGUGGUUACAUUUCUCCCAUCCUUCAGCUUUUUACCGAAACAGUGGCGUAGAGGACACUUUGUUAUUGUUUCAACUGCUGAUUGCCCCUUUAAGUAAAUAAGUGUAACAUAAUAGUAGCGCUCCACAAAUGCUUGGUCAGUGGAUAAUUAUUCUCCUCUCAUUUCUAACUUCUAGCUUUUCUAACUGGAACGGACAGACUGCCCAGAGGACGAAGUCUCUGCAAACUGCAGAUGCAAAUCACGUCUUUGGGCGGUACUGAUGCUGAUGAAUAUUAUCCGAAAGCACAAACCUGCUAUGUGACGUUAUGCCUCCCUAACUACAGCAGUAUCGACAUACUACAGGAGAAACUUCUCCAUGCUAUCACCCACUGUGAUGUGUUUGGAGAUUUUUGA